CCGGUGAAGAGGCAGGCGCAGUGCCCGUCUGCUUCGAUUAGCACGUGAAAGGAGAAGGGCGCCAAUCAGAGGCACCCUGGGGGCUGAGACACAGCAGAGCAGCUCGUGAAGGGGAGGGGGGUCAUCGCGCAUCCUCGCGACAAGGAUAAGUGCCUGACAGAGAGCAGCUCGAGACACAGAUUACAAGGAGUCUCCGCAGUUGUCACACACGCGCACCCUACGGUUCCCUGGCGACGUGGUUUUCUCGGAGGUGCACUAUUGAUACCGGCACAUGCACCUGACUACCCAUUAGACUGAACAUGGAGCAUAUGCUCAUGUCUCGCGCCCUCUGGACCAGUGACGGCAAAUGUGUCCCCACUCACGCGGGGGAUGGGUUCGCCAGUGUGCACGUCACCCGCGAGCUGCCGGCGGGCGCAGCGUUCGGCCCGUGUGUCCUUCAUAACGGCUUCUACGACACUAUCGCCUUCAUCGCGCUCAAAGCACGCGACACUAAAAGCAACUGCUACGCCUUUCGGGUUGAUCCUGAGGCCAUGAGGUCGUCUCCGCUGGCGUUGUCGUGGUUACGGCUGGUCCAGGCGGCUCGGAACCGUGUGGAGCAGAACACGGAGGUGUUCCUGAAGGCGGGUCAGCUGUUCUUCCGCACCCUGAGGCAUGUCCAGGAGGGGGAGGAGCUUAUGGUCUGGUACGACGAGGAACUGGCCCGCCUCCUGGGCCUGGGAGACGUCAGAGCCACAUGCACACCUGACCGUAUCUGCUGCGUGAGGUGUGGGCAAACCUUUCAGCACGAGCACCCGUAUCUGGCUCAUUGCCGAUUCCUUUGCCCAAACAACAACAACAAAGCUGAUUGGUUGAGCAGCGAGCCGCUGAAGUACAAGCCGGUUUCUGAUUGGUUGAGCAGCGAGCCUCUGAAGUAUAAGCAGGUUUCUGAUUGGUUGAGUGGCGACCCUCGUGACCAGAGGCAGCCUGAGGUGAAACGGACACACAGAGACACACAUCUCGCUCGCUCUCUCACACACAUGCGCACACACACACGCACACACACACACACCGACUUCCACAACAUCGCCCGGGACCUGGAGCACAGGGCGAACUCCUGCCCGAGCCCCCGCAAGCGUUGCCAUGACGACUCCCCCGGCGGCCGCGGCACGAAGUCGGUGCUGCUGGAGAAAGCGAACCCGUCCAACGAGAGCAAUAUCCCCCCGCGUCCAGCAGGGGGCGACAUGGAGAGUCCGGCAGCAGCAGGAACGCACCUGGGCACGGAGGGGGGUGUGUCCAGGAAGGAAGCCACGCCUGCUGGACAGCCCACUGAGGACAGGGAUGCCGAGAACCUGAAACGCCGAGCGGAACGCUGUGACCGGAACCUGAGGACUCCUGAGCGUGUUCUGCACGGUUCUGUUAGGGUUCUGCGGGGGACCGAGGAGCAACGCAGUGCUUUCUGCAGACCGCACAGACACCUGGGGACGUCAGAGACACACACACCCUCCAGCACAGACACACACUCACACACACACACACACUCACGCUCCAGCACUGGCUUCUACAGCCUGCCCACGCCGUCCGCCGAUCUCCCGCUCGCUCUGGAACCGAAGCCAGCGAUCAGCUUCCGGAACGUUCUGGGCUCUGCGCUGCUCUACGGGGACCUGCCAAGCGGUCCGCCCAGCGUCCAGCCAGGAUACCCCUACUCCCCUGACCAGUGGCCCCGGGGCGGUUUGGGGGUGACCCCCGUGACCCCCGCUGCCCCCCCCGCAUCCCUGCCGCUGCUCCCCCCCACGCUGAGCCCGCUGGCCGUCGCCGGGCAGAACUGGUGCGCCAAGUGCAACCUGUCCUUCAGGAUGACCUCUGACCUGGUGCUGCACAUGCGCUCGCACCACAAGAGGGAGCCGGCGAGCACGAUGCCGCUCAGGAGGCAGCGGGAGGAAAGAAUGACCUGUCCAGUCUGCCAUGAGCACUUCCGAGAGAGACACCACCUCUCACGUCAUAUGACCUCUCACAACUGACACACACACACACAUACAUACUACACACACACACACACACACACCACACACAAAC
Messenger RNA from Alosa alosa (allis shad), 2052 nucleotides. It is a transcript of the gene znf488, whose product is annotated as PR domain containing 8. Gene Ontology annotation, molecular function: protein binding. The record is from RefSeq and is a predicted model, not a curated record. The coding region runs from base 300 to 1997 and encodes 565 amino acids. The transcript has 4 exons. Gene Ontology annotation, biological process: regulation of DNA-templated transcription. Gene Ontology annotation, cellular component: nucleus. Lineage: Eukaryota; Metazoa; Chordata; Actinopteri; Clupeiformes; Clupeidae.